AUCUUUUUUUUGAGACAAACCAAGAGACGAGAAGGAAAACAAGUGGAAUCCAUCGAAGCCAAAAAACCAUAUGCCAAACUCCAUCUGAGAAUGGCGUUGUCUCGUAUGAAGAGCUAAGAAGAAGAAUUGCAUGCAUCCUCUGCAAUUUUAAAAUCUCUACAACAAUUGAUUAUAAUUUUUGAUUGACUGGUGGAGAAAAAUGAAGAUGGCUUCUCUUCAUCAUAGUCACUACACCAGCAGCGUCAACUUGUGUUCAACUCAUCACUUUUCUGUUUUUCCAUCUCAUAAUAACAAUUCCAUGAGAUCUCUUUCCUAUAAAUACAAACUUCCCGCCACCGGAAACCUACUGGUUCGGUCAUGUUCUGAUGAUCGUGCGUUUGAUGUUGUCAUAGUGGGUGCUGGAAUAAUCGGUUUAACUGUUGCUCGCCACUUUCUUAUGGAUUCGGACCUAUCAGUUGCAAUUGUUGAUAAAGGUCUCCCUUGUUCUGGUGCCACUGGGGCAGUUGUAGGAUAUCUUCCUUUGUUUUGGAAUUUGAGCUGGUUCUAGGGCAGGGAUAUCUGUGGAUGACACACAAAACACCUGGAACUGCUACAUGGGAUCUUUCAAUGAGAAGCCAUCAACUUUGGAUGAUGAUGGCAGAAAGUCUUAAAGAGCAAGGCUUUGAUCCUAUGGUGGAGUUGGGUUGGAAAAAAACUGGGAGCUUAUUAGUCGGUAGAACUCGUGGAGAGUCAGACAUGCUAAAAGGGAGGGUGAAACAGCUUAGUGAAUCUGGGUUGAAAGCAGAGUACCUUUGUAGUAGUGAUUUGUCUAAAAGAGAACCUGAUUUGUUGGUUGAUAAAGACACUGCAGCUGCUUUUCUACCAGAUGACUGCCAAUUGGAUGCUCAUUGUGCUGUUGCAUAUAUCGAAAAGGCUAACAGGGGUUUUGCAUCAAAAGGAAGAUAUGCAGAAUUUUAUGAUGACCCAGUCAAAUGUUUCAUUAGGUCAGAUAGUAAUAGAGGGGUUGAAGCUGUUCAGACUUCGAAGAAUACAUUAUACAGCAAGAAGGCAAUUAUAGUUGCUGCUGGUAGUUGGACUGGUUCUUUGAUGCAAGAUUUGUUUAGAAAUUGGGGAAUGGAGUUUCGUGUUCCUGUAAGACCCAGAAAGGGUCACCUACUUGAGCUUCAGAAUUUCAAUUCUCUUCAAUUGAACCAUGGCCUGAUGGAGGCAGGUUAUGUUGAUCAUCGAUCUAUUUCUGGUUUGGAAUCAUCAGACCAUGGAAGGGACUUAUCAGUUUCAAUGACAGCAACAUUAGAUGCAGCAGGGAGUCUUCUUAUUGGGAGUAGCCGCGAAUUUGUUGGGUUCAACACUGACUUGGACGAGUCUGUUAUCAGUCACAUAUGGAAACGGGUUGGUGAAUUCUUCCCUAAAUUGAGAAUGCUUUCCCUUUCAGACCUAAGUGCAAGUAGAAAAGUCAGAAUAGGACUACGACCUUACAUGCCUGAUGGUAAGCCAGUGAUUGGGCUUGUGCCUGGCUUGUCAAAUGUGUACCUUGCGGCUGGACAUGAAGGGGGUGGGCUUUCAAUGGCUUUGGGGACUGCUGAAAUGGUUGUUGAUGUGGUGUUGAGCCGUCCAGGGAGAGUCGAUAGUGCACCUUUUUCUGUGGAUCGCGUUCUUGAGUAAAUGCGAGCUAUUCACGAGUACUGUAAGUAGUGGCCUAGGAUGUGAAAGCAUACAUGUUCACUUGGAAUUAUCAUACAUCAGUUCUGAGUGAGUUAUGUUCCUGUUGAAAGUUGCCAUUUGUAGUGACUCCUUUUUCAUUGAAUUUGUUCAUCUUGUAGUCCCUUUGUUUCAUUUUCUUACAUUAAGCUCUUUUUUCUUUUUAAUAAUAAUCUUAUGAAAGAAUUGCUUGAGGAUUCUUGACUUUGGCACUUUUAA
Cicer arietinum (chickpea) is the source of this 1917-nucleotide messenger RNA. RefSeq lists its product as uncharacterized. Gene Ontology annotation, cellular component: cytoplasm. The record is from RefSeq and is a predicted model, not a curated record. NCBI's taxonomy places the organism in Eukaryota, Viridiplantae, Streptophyta, Magnoliopsida, Fabales, Fabaceae.